UUGAUCAAGCAUGAGUGGAUAAUUAUACACACUCCUUUGAUACCGUUUAGCUGUUUUUUUUUAAUUUUAUAUCAUCAAAAUAAUGGAACCAGUUUUUUAAUUAUAUUUAUUUUCACUAUUGGAAAUGAGAGCAACUCUCUCGUUUACACUGUUGUUUCUGUUGGUAUCAACGUGCUUUGUUCUAGGCAAUCCAAAAAAAAAAAACAAUAAGUUGAAGUUAAAAGUUGGAAAAGAAGCAAAAUCUCCAGCUUUUUCAGAAGCUGAAGGAAAAAAAGAAGCAAAAAAACGUCCAACAACCGAUGUUGAUCCCAAAGUUGCUGAACGUAAUGAGACUGUUGACAAGCAAACGCAUCAACCAAAUAGAACACUAGAAAGUGGAAGACCACCAAGAUAUCCUUUAAAACCUUUCUCAGCUGAAGUAACUGCACACCAAGAUGAAAUUGGUGGCUGUAAAGAUCAUUCUGCUGCAAAACAUAUUUGUACACGAUGUGCUGAUAAAUGUUUCGCUCCAGAGCAUGAAGUAUUUGCAUAUUCAUAUUGCAGAAAAUCAUGUGGUCUUUGUGAUAUUAAAACUAGCCAAUUUCAUACAUAUUGGCGCUUACGUGCUGGUUCACAAUUUGAUCCAACAUGGAUGUUAACAAAAGUAGAAUGGUAUGCAAAUGCAAAUCAAAACAUUUCACUUGUAGAUAACAGUUCUCGUGCAUAUGCAAGUAGUUCAUUUCCAGGAUUUGAUGCUCAUUAUGCUAUGGAAGAUAAUCUAAACACUUCAUGGUAUCCAAGUGGAUGGGGUGUGCAUGAUAACAAUGACGAUUGGAUUGCCUAUGAAUUUAAAGUUGCUGUUAGAAUCCAAGCUGUUAGAAUGGUUUUGUCAAGUGCCACCUAUGCUCCAAAAAAAAUAUUUGUUGAAGCAGCUGAUAACAAGUUUGGACCAUUCCAAACUAAAUGGAUGAUACGAAAUCCAAAUUCUAUUCUUGAUCAAGUUUACCAAUAUCAACAAUGCCCAGUGCUAUGGAAAAAGUUAGAAACUGAUAAUGGAGUUUGGUGCUAUAGAGUUAUUUCAAAACUUAGAACCUGGAAAGAGGCUGAAAAAACAUGUGAAUUAGAGGGUGGUAAAUUGGCCAGCAUUAUUUCUGAUGAUGAAAGAAAUUUUAUUGCAAACGUUAUUCGACCAUGUGGUUUUACUUGGAUUGGAUUAAGUCAAACUAAUCAUGCUUAUUUAUGGUCAGACAAUCUAGAUGGUUCUAAAAAUUGUCCAGCAAGAGCAGACUAUAGAAAUUGGAAGAAAGGAAUGACUUAUAGUGAUGUUCAAAAAGAUUUAUUAAACUGUGUUGCCAUUGAUGAAGAAGGAAACUGGCUUAGUUUUCACUGCAGCAAUAAAUUUUAUUUUCUGUGCAAACAAGAAUUGAAGCCUCGUGUAGAUCCUCGCCCAGAUUUAGUUGUACAGAAUAACCCUACAGAACCAGAGAUACCUCCACUUAUAUUUAUUUAUCCAAAUAUCACUGUUCCAGUGGUGAACACUCUGAAAUUGGAGCCUGGAGUUUUCCCAGAUGAAAAUGGAAAUGUUGAGGUAGAAGAAGAAGAAGCUGCAGAUGUUAAUGAAUUAUUAUAUGAUCAAACAGUGGCUCACCUUAAGCAAGAAGGGAUUGAACCAUGGGAAGCUCUUGCUAACGAUCCAAGAAUCGAUGAAGCACAGUACAUGUUAGAGCUAAAUCGUCUAGCUAUUAAUGCUGCGUUGAAUAACAGUGACUCUUACAAAAAUGAAACAUAUGCUGAUAAUACAAAGGAAGGAUCACCUGAAGCUCUAAAGAUUCAACAAAAAAUUGAACAUAAGCAAGAGUACCAAGAAACAACAGAUCAAAAUCAAGCUGCAUCUCAAGGUUUUGAAAACUUUAAUGUUCAGUCAAGCAAAGCUCUCCCUGUUGUUGGUCCACCAAUUAGUGCUCCUGUUGGAACAAAUGGAAUGGGAAGUAUGCCAAAUAUUAUUGGUGGAAAACCAGUCUAUGAACCAGCUCAACCAUCCAGCAAUGAAAAUCUUUCUCAAAAUGCUGGUCCAGUAGCAGCAAGUAUGAACAAACCAUCUCAGUCUAACAUACCUGCUUUACCUUCAACUGUAUCUCAAAACGAAAUUCACAGCAAUAACAACCAAACUCCUGGAUCAUUACCUCCAAGUGCAGACAAUCAGCCAACAAAGCCUGUUCAAACUUUGCCACAAACAAACCCAUCUCCACCUCCUAUCCAACCAGUUCCAAGCAUUAACUUGCCACCAACAUUACCACAACAACUACCAAAUCAAUACCCAACUCAACCUGUUCAAUCUCCAACAGUACAAGCUGGAGAAAAACCUAAAGAACCCUCAACUCAGUCUUCUAAUAAUAACAGCAAGCAAUCUAGUCAGCCAUCAGAACAAAAUAAAACUAAUGAGCAAAGUUCUUCUGAUAAAGAUAGCUCUGAAAAAGAAGAAGAAGAAAGUGAAGAAAGUGAGAGCGAUGAAGAGAACACUGAUGACAAAGACAACUCAGAUGAAGAAGCCCCUAAACCUAAUCAAAGCCAACCUCAGCAAGCUACAACUUCAAAUGCCCCACAACCUAGCAUAAACCAACCUCAUCAGGCCACUGGUGGAUGGAAUAGUCCUCAGUCACCUGCAGGAAUGGGUGCAAGUCCAAAUAUGAUCUCUUCACCACCUUCACCACCAGCACCUAAAGAAGGAGACAAUGAUGAUGACUCAGAGCCUAGCAUUGGUUCCCCAUCAGAUGUUAAAGUUAACAAAAAGAAAAAGAAAAAGAAGCCAACAAAGCCAGGUGGUGAUGUCAAUGGAGAAGAUGGUCGAUUAAACCAACAAACAGUUAAAAAACCAAUUGACUUAAAACAAGAGAAAGAUGAAGAAUCAGAAACAGUGGAUGAAUCUGAUACUACUAUUGGUGGAAUCAACAAGAAUAAAAAGGCAAAACCAGGAAGUGGUAGAAAAAAAAGCAAAGCUAAACAUCAGAAGAGGACGAAGAGCGCAAAAAUGGUAAAAAAAGAUCAACAAAAAAAAACUACAGUUGAACAAACUAAUGACGAUAUCGAAAGUGGUUAUGGAAAUGAUGGCAGUGAAGAUGACUUAGACGACAUCUUUCAAACAAUCAGUGAUAAACUUUAAUAAUCGAGAAGAUGAAAUAAUAUCUUCGUUUAGUAAUAUAUAGUAAAUAUAAAAUAGUAAAUUAGGCAAAAUAAAUAUAUAAUUUUAUAUAACCUAAGUUUAUUAUUAAUGUUUUCUAAUAUAUACUUUUCGCUGAUGUAUAAAAUUAUUAUUUGAAUGCUUUGAACAACCUACACUUGGUCAGAUGUUAUUACUUUUUGGCUAAUAAAAUACAAAUUUUAGUGCAAAUUGUAAAUUAGAUUAUAUUGAAAUUACAGACGUUUUUACAAGCACAUAACACGUUCACACUAUUGUAUUAUAUAUUAAUAAAGGCGCUUUGGGAAUACUAAUGAUUAAUUUAAA
Molecule: messenger RNA, 3481 nt
Organism: Hydra vulgaris (swiftwater hydra)
Lineage: Eukaryota; Metazoa; Cnidaria; Hydrozoa; Anthoathecata; Hydridae
Source: RefSeq, a predicted model, not a curated record